This is a messenger RNA of Racocetra fulgida, 471 nucleotides long. Lineage: Eukaryota; Fungi; Glomeromycota; Glomeromycetes; Diversisporales; Gigasporaceae. The record is from the annotation of a GenBank genome assembly.
CUUAACUUGGCCGACAAGUAUGAAGGUGUCGUCGAUCCAGAUGGUACAGUUUGUCCCAUUUCGGCAUUGGAAGAUGAGGACGCGCCCCGUCCUUUCAAGGCUUUCUUAGAUGUGGGCUUAAAACGUACAUCAACAGGUUCAAAGGUCUUCGCAGCGUUGAAAGGUGCCUCAGAUGGUGGAAUUUUCAUUCCUCAUAGUGAAAAUCGGUUCCCAGGUUAUAACGCUGAAUCGAAAUCACUUGAUGCCGAAAUCCUUCGUAAAUAUAUAUAUGGGGGUCAUGUAGCUGAUUAUAUGCGCCUUCUUCAAGAAGAUGAUGAUGAUAAAUAUAAGCGUCAAUUCUCUAAAUUUGUUGAAAAGGGUGUUUCUGCUGAUGAUUUAGAAGAAAUUUAUAAAAACGCACACGCGAAGAUCCGUGCUGAUCCUGUAUUUAAACCCACCGCAAAGAAAGGUGAUUACAAGGAUUUCAAGAAG